Daldinia childiae is the source of this 1152-nucleotide messenger RNA. Its product is annotated as Protein phosphatase 1 regulatory subunit SDS22. The transcript has 3 exons. The coding region runs from base 1 to 1152 and encodes 383 amino acids. Lineage: Eukaryota; Fungi; Ascomycota; Sordariomycetes; Xylariales; Hypoxylaceae. The record is from RefSeq and is a predicted model, not a curated record. Gene Ontology annotation, molecular function: protein binding.
AUGCCUGGCCAAUUAAACGGUGACGCGGGUCAUGAGCCACCCGUCGACCAUCAUAUAGAAGUGGUUGAAGACGAGACCCAUUCCGAGCGGGGAGACGGCCAUCCUAGUCCCGGUUUAAGAGACAGCAAAGGCUGGGACGGCAAGCUGCGUGUCGACCGCAACGCCCUAUUCAAGAAUCCUGAAGCUCUGUCGGAUCCCGAAUAUUCGGACGAUGAAAAUGUACUUCCAGGAGAAGAAAUAAGUGCAGAUGAGGACCUUCUUGACGAUGAAGAUCCCGAUACGGAUGAUAUUAGUCUUACACAUGCGCGAAUCUCUUCUAUCUCCGCUCUUCGGUUGGAAAGAUUUAAGAAGGUUGUAAGACUAUGUCUACGCCAAAACCUCGUCCAACACAUCGAGGGGCUUUCCGAUUUAGGCCCCACUCUAGAGGAACUUGACCUAUACGACAACCUCAUUUCACACAUCAGGGGUUUAGACGACUUAACUAACCUCACAACCCUCGAUCUCAGCUUCAACAAGAUCAAACAUAUCAAGCAUAUCGAGCACUUAACAGAACUCACUGAUCUCUUCUUCGUAUCCAACAAGAUUACUACCAUCGAUGGGUUGUCGACUUUAACAAAACUCCGACAACUCGAAUUGGGCUCGAAUAGGAUAAGGGAGAUCAAGAAUCUCGAUGCGCUGAAGAAUUUGGAGGAACUCUGGCUAGCAAAGAAUAAAAUUACCGAACUCAAAGGCCUAGCGGGUCUGCCAAAAUUAAGACUCUUGAGCAUCCAAUCGAAUAGAAUUAAAGACCUUUCUCCUCUGCGCGAAGUCCCUCAAUUGGAGGAGUUGUAUAUCUCACAUAAUGCCCUCGAAAGUCUAGAUGGUUUAGACGGAAGCCCUAAUCUAACCAUCAUCGACAUCUCGAAUAACGCAAUCCAGAGCCUAAAAGGCUUGAGCAGUCUGAAGAACAUCGAAGAAGUAUGGGCAAGCUAUAACCAAAUAUCAGACUUCGCAGACGUCGAGCGGGAGUUGGCCGACAAGAAGGAUUUAACAACGGUAUAUUUCGAAGGAAAUCCUUUGCAGCUGAAACAGCCUGCUCUGUACCGGAACAAAGUGCGACUGGCGCUACCGCAAGUUCAGCAGAUUGAUGCUACUUUUGUGAAGACGGUAUAG